This is a messenger RNA of Lathyrus oleraceus (garden pea), 1509 nucleotides long. RefSeq names its product senescence-specific cysteine protease SAG39. The record is from RefSeq and is a predicted model, not a curated record. The transcript is spliced from 2 exons. Lineage: Eukaryota; Viridiplantae; Streptophyta; Magnoliopsida; Fabales; Fabaceae. Gene Ontology annotation, molecular function: cysteine-type peptidase activity. Bases 144 to 1178 code for a protein of 344 amino acids. Gene Ontology annotation, biological process: proteolysis.
AUUUAAUCUGGUUUUGCCUAUUAUAAAUUCCACAACAUUCUCUAGUACAAGCACCACACAUCUUUCUCACAUUUAACACUCGACAAAUCAACCUUAAAGCAGUUGUUGCUUGUUCUCAUUUUUGUCACACUUGACUAACUACCAUGGCUGCCAAUAAUCAACUAUAUCAUAUUUCAUUGGCAUUGCUUUUUUGCUUUGGAUUGGUGGCUAUUCAAGUCAGUUCUCGUACUCUCCAAGAUAGCUCCAUGUAUGAGAAGCACGAGCAAUGGAUGAAUCAUUAUGGCAAAGUUUAUAAGGAUCAUCAAGAAAGGGACAAGAGUUUGAAAACAUUCACAGAGAACGUGAAUUAUAUUGAAGCUUUCAACAACGCCAAUAAUAACAAACCAUACAAGCUAGGCAUUAAUGAAUUUGCGGACCUCACCAACGGGGAGUUCGUAGCAUCUAGAAACAAAUUCAAGGGGCAUAUGUGCUCCUCAAUUACAAGGACAAGUAAUUUUAAGUAUGAAAAUGUAACUGCAAUCCCAUCAACAGUUGAUUGGAGGAAGAAGGGAGCAGUGACACCUGUGAAGAACCAAGGACAAUGUGGGUGUUGUUGGGCGUUUUCAGCUGUUGCAGCAACCGAAGGAAUUCAUAAGUUGAGUACUGGAAAAUUGAUCUCUUUAUCAGAACAAGAACUUGUUGAUUGUGACACAAAAGGUGUGGAUCAAGGCUGUGAAGGUGGUCUUAUGGAUGAUGCUUUCAAAUUCAUCAUUCAGAAUCAUGGACUCGACACGGAAGCCGAGUACCCCUAUCAGGGUGUUGACGGAACAUGCAAUACAAACAAAGCAUCCAUCUAUGCAGCUACUAUUUCCGGGUAUGAAGAUGUCCCUGCCAACAAUGAGCAGGCACUGCAAAAAGCUGUUGCAAAUCAACCAAUUUCUGUAGCCAUUGAUGCUAGUGGAUCUGACUUUCAGUUUUACAAAAGUGGUGUUUUCACUGGUUCAUGUGGAACCGAGUUGGAUCACGGUGUCACUGCCGUGGGUUAUGGUGUCAGUAAUGAUGGAACCAAAUAUUGGUUGGUUAAGAACUCAUGGGGAACUGAUUGGGGUGAACAAGGAUACAUUAUGAUGGAAAGGGGAGUCCAAGCUGCUGAAGGUCUAUGUGGCAUUGCAAUGCAAGCAUCUUACCCUACUGCAUAAAUAUCAAAUUUAAUACUUAUGUUACUUAAACUGUAAUUUGGGCUAAACUCUGAAUUUUUCUAUGUUUAUCACCUACUACUUAUACUUAUACUUGUGCAUUUAUCAAUACAAUGAAGAUAUUAAGAACAAAUCCUAUACAUCUACUACUAAUACUUGUGCAUUUAACAUUCACACUUAUGCUACCUAUUGUUUUUCUAAUUUUUAACUCCCAAAAAUCUCCUUUAUAACUUACAAAUGGCUCUCAGAAAGUGUUUCUGUUUCUCUCUUACAACUACUGGCUUUUGGAAAACUCAAAACUUGUCAUCCAAGCAGCACUGGUUUAGGUUUUAGA